UGUCCCUUAAACCUCCCAAAUUUUUCUCUCUCUUUCUCUCUAAACAAACACCAACCAUGCUUCUCUUUACCACCAAAAUCACACUCGUUUUUUGCGCACUAAGUUUGUUCAUCACCUUUCUCUUUCCACAACUCUCUCUCUCCUUUUCCAUCCAUGAUCUCCUCAUCUCAAAAGGUUUACCUGCUGGUCUCCUUCCAAAGGAAGUGAAAUCCUUCAAUCUCUCUGAAAAUGGCUACCUGGAGGUGUUUCUCGAUGGCCCUUGCUUGACCAAGUUCGAGAACAGGGUCUUCUUUGAAAGUGUAGUGAGGGCCAAUCUCACCUACCGGAGUCUCACUGGAGUUGUUGGAUUAUCCCAAGAGGAACUCUUCCUUUGGUUGCCAGUUAAAGAUAUCAUUGUCAACGACCCGAGAUCAGGGCUUAUAAUGUUCGACAUUGGCGUUGCUCAUAAACAAUUUUCUUUAUCUCUCUUUGAAGAACCACCUGAUUGCAAGUCCCAAGGAGAGAUGAAGAAGAAUGGCGUGAGGAAAGAGAAAGGAUUUGAGGCGUGGAGAUAGAAAGAGAUGGUUGGCUUGGCUUCCCUGUUUGAGCUUUGUCUUUUUGUUAAUUGAUCAAUCUCCAUAUAAUGUUAUCUAGAUUAUAAUGUUAUGUGGUGGUGGAAAUGUGGGACCUAGUUUUUUCUAAUCAUAGUUUUUUCCUUUUCUAUAUUAA
Molecule: messenger RNA, 708 nt
Organism: Manihot esculenta (cassava)
Lineage: Eukaryota; Viridiplantae; Streptophyta; Magnoliopsida; Malpighiales; Euphorbiaceae
Exons: 2
Coding region: 57-554 (165 amino acids)
Source: RefSeq, a predicted model, not a curated record